This is a messenger RNA of Drosophila kikkawai, 2594 nucleotides long. RefSeq lists its product as uncharacterized. Gene Ontology annotation, molecular function: RNA binding; rRNA (cytosine-C5-)-methyltransferase activity. Gene Ontology annotation, cellular component: nucleolus. Lineage: Eukaryota; Metazoa; Arthropoda; Insecta; Diptera; Drosophilidae. Gene Ontology annotation, biological process: rRNA base methylation; maturation of LSU-rRNA. The record is from RefSeq and is a predicted model, not a curated record.
UUUUAUCAGUACAUUCCGAAUCAUGGACGGCUACGAGACCAAGCUAAUGAAGAAGCAGCAGGAGAUGGAAGUCUACAUCGUGGCAGAAACUAAAAAGAAUACGGCAGCGAAUGCUAAAGAUUCCCAUAAGUUAUUGGGCAAGCGUGCCGGCAAGACCAUUCUGACAGAUAUGAUGAAGGAUUCCAAGAAGAAAAAGUUUAAAAAGCACGUGGGCAAGGGUUUCGAGAAGCCAAAGCCAAAAAAGAAUGCUCGAUGGAGCGACCCUUUGACCGAAACCAUCAUAAACAUGAUGGUAUCUAAGAAGAACCAACAGCAGGAGCUUCAGAAGAAAGAAGAAGACCAGAAAGAACCUAAAUGCAAGUCACCAUGGAAGCCUCCUGCCACUCCUCAGCGUAGGCAGCCCUGGAGAAAGCCACCCAAUACGCCAGCCAAGCCGAGGGCGUUCUUCAAGCAAGUUAAGGCUCCAAAGGAUACAAAUACAAAAUCCCCAGCUCCCAAGGGCUUCAUAGACGACAAUGAUGCUUGGCUGAAUCCCAAAAAGGGAAAGAAGGUUCCAGAACUCGAGUCUGAGGAGGAUGAGGAUGAUGAUGUGAAAGAGUCCUCCUUCUCCUCUGAAGAUAAAGACUCCUCCUCCUCUGAAGAUGAAGAAGAGUCCUCCUCCUCUGAAGAUGAAGAGUCCACCUCCUGUUCUUCAUCUUUAUCGUCGUCCGGUGAAGACACCGCUCAGGUCGGCAAACUGGCCGAUCUUUCCGACAUUGAGGCCAAUUUGGAGAAUGACUUUGACAUUUCCGGGGACGAACAUGUCAACAAAAAGCUUAAGAAGCGUGAGGCCAAGGACGUUAUCUUGGUUUUGUCAGAUUUCAAGAAUUAUCGCCAGGCCGAUCGUUCUCGCGGGAAGUACAUUGAGCUGGUGCGCCAGGAUUUGUGCCUGCACUACAGCUACAAUGAGUUUUUGAUGGAGAAGCUAAUGGACAUGUUCCCGCUAACUGAACUCGUGGAGUACCUCGAGGCCUCGGAGGUGGCCCGUCCACUAACCAUUCGCACCAACACUCUGAAGACACGACGUCGAGACUUGGCCGCUGCUCUCAUCAAUCGUGGCGUCUAUUCGGAUCCCCUGGGCAAGUGGACCAAGGUGGGACUGGUGGUCUUCAACUCGACGGUGCCGCUGUGUGCCACACCCGAGUACUUGGCCGGUCACUACAUGUGCCAGAGUGCCUCUUCGCUGCUGCCGGUAAUGGCGCUCGCUCCGCAGGAGAACGAACGCAUCCUGGACAUGUGCUCGGCCCCUGGUGCCAAGGGAGCGCACAUUGUCUCGAUUAUGAAGAACACCGGUAUGCUGAUCGCCAACGUCUUCAAUCGGGAUCGCGUCAAGGCUACCCAGGACAAUUUCCAUCGGCUGGGCAUUGUGAAUGCGAUCAUCACCUGCGAGGAUGGUACCAAGUUCAAGAAAAUUAUCAACGGCUUCGAUCGCGUUCUGCUCGAUGCUCCCUGCACCGGCACUGGUGCGGUCUCCAAGGAUCGCAGUGUGAAGACCACCAAGUCGGAGUUGGAUGUCCAGAGGUGUUGCGACCUGCAGCGUAAACUCCUGCUCUCGGCCAUUGACUGUGUGGACGCAAAAUCGAAGACCGGUGGAUUUAUUGUAUACUCCACCUGCUCCGUGCUGCCGGAGGAGAAUGAGUGGGUCAUCGACUACGUGCUUAAGAAGCGCAACGUCAAGCUGGUGGAUACCGGCCUGAACUUUGGCGUCAAGGGCUUCACAAAUAUCCGCCAGCACCACAUCCAUCCCAGCUUGAAUCUAACCAGGCGCUACUAUCCGCACACCCACAACAUGGACGGAUUCUAUGUGGCCAAGCUGCAGAAGUUUUCCAACACCAUACCGCUGACUAAGGAGCAGCAGGAGGAAGACGAGGAGCAACUGGAGACCGCCAUCGAGGAGGAGGCGGAAGCUUGUGACAAGGUUCCCCGCAAGCUAUUGGGCAAGCGUGCUGGCAAGCCUAGUCUCACAGAUAUCGUGCAGGAUCUAAAGAAAAAGAAGUUGGAGGAGACCAAGACCAAGUACGUGGUCAAGGUGUUCGAGAAGCCCGUCAAGGCGUUCAACCAGCCAAAGCCAGAGAAGCAGCAGGAGAAGGCGGUGCUAACCAAUGGCAAUGGUUCUUCUAAAGCAGAAGGGAAGGCAUCUAAGAAGCGACAGCAGGAGCUACAGAAGGUGAACAAAGCCCCGGAAACAGAUCAGAAAGUGCCUAAAAGCGAAUCACCAUCCAAAGUAUCCAAGUCAAAGGUAAAUGGUAGCGCUUUUUCCGCGUCGCCUGAGCGUAAGCAACCUUUGACGAAGACCCUUUCCAAGCUAGUGAAGUCCCCAAACAAAGUCAAAGAAGUGGCCAUGCUGGAAGGUAAGCCAAUAAAGAAGAGAAACAACCUGAAGAAAAAGCAGGUGGGGCAACUGAAGAAGUCGAAGGCUGGCUGGAAACAGGGAAAAAAGCAAAAGAUCAAGAAGUGAACCACAAGGAUCCCUGUUCCUGUUUUAUAUUGAGAACUUUCUUAGCCUAAAUUCGAUUUUAAAAUACAGCAGUGCUGUAAUUAACAAUCGAUAUAAA